Photinus pyralis (common eastern firefly) is the source of this 4213-nucleotide messenger RNA. It is a transcript of the gene GAPcenA, whose product is annotated as rab GTPase-activating protein 1-like. Bases 182 to 3382 code for a protein of 1066 amino acids. The transcript has 15 exons. The record is from RefSeq and is a predicted model, not a curated record. Lineage: Eukaryota; Metazoa; Arthropoda; Insecta; Coleoptera; Lampyridae.
CCAUAAUAAUAACAUUUAUCAAAUGUCAGGGUUGAAAAAUUUUGAUCUUGAUAUCCCAAUAAAUUUUAUCAAGUAGAUACAUUUAAAAUCUCUUUGUUAUUGUCGUAUUUUAUUUACAUCACUAACGGCUCAUCAAAUGUACAGAAUAUCAAAGCACUAGUUUAUAAUGUAGGUAUUAGUUAUGGAGGAUAGUUUAAGUGUGAAAUCGAAUGAAUCUAUAGCCACUAGUGAGGAAUUUGAUUUUGUAAGUGACAAACCAGAGACCAGUAAAACACCCACCUUGGAUAUUCUAAAUGGAGACAUUAAUGAGUUGAAGAACGCCCUAAAGGAGGUCUUGCAAGAACCAGGCGUAAGGAUGAGUGAAGAUGGGGACGAUAGUAAAAAGGUGGGACAGUCGAAAUUCUAUAGCUGUCCAGUGCAACCCGGUACAGACCCACUCAGUGGACCAACAUCUACUUCUCCAAAUGAAAAGCAAGAUGCAAUGAAACCUGAUUAUAGCGAUGAAGAAAUUUCAGAUGUGGAUCAAGAUUGCACAAUAUUUAGUGGGGUAACCUACUUAGGGGCAGCUGCCAUUAAUGCCCCAAAGUCGGAAACUGAAAUUCAGCGUAAUAUGGCCAUUCUUAACGAACAGAGUUCUGAUCAAGGAAUUAAAAUUGCCGUCUCUGUACCUUGUUCGUCUCAGGGUUUAGUAGUACUUUAUGAUGCUGGUACACAUUCUGUGAUAGCACGCUAUGAAAUUCAUCGAAUAUUAUUCUAUGCCCGUGGAGCCAUCGACAGUCAGGAAGCCGGUUGCUUUGCAUUUACCUGGUCACACGGUGAUACUCAAGAAUCUGCCAUCUUUCAGUGCCAUGUUUUCCGAUGUGACAUUGCAGAAGCAGUCUGCAGAGUUUCAUCCUGCUUUUCCAAAGCAUUUCAACGUGUACCUCGCUCUAUGAGUAGCUCAGUGGCAUCAGCAUCUGAUAUGUCUGCCUCGGUUACGACUUUGGCUGAAGCACGCACUUUAAUGUAUGUUUUCGAAGUGAGCUUAGAAAUAAAGGAAGAUGAUGGGAAAGGGACAUUCUUUACUGUACCUAAAGAUCGUAGUGGUUUCAAGUUACGGGUAAAUUUAGAAAAACAAUUGUGUUUAUCGAUUAGACAAGUAUCCGAUAAUGGUCCACAAUUGUAUAUUGAGAGAUGUUUCGGAAUUUUAGUGGCACCGGGACGACAUGUGCGCCAUUCAGACAUGCAAUUACUUGACAUGGCACAAACUUUUAACUCUGCACCACCAAGCGAUCGAAAUAAUACCGCUAUUUCGGCUUCCUGGAACCCAACAGGGCCGCCAUUUGAAAUAUUAAAUACUGAAACAAAGGACAACAGUGUGUAUAUAACAGUGGCAGUGGACUUGGUAAUACGAGGUAUACAAGAGCCUGUUCGAUUCCAAAUGGAAACUCCUGUUAGAGUUUUUGGGCAAUACGAACGUUUCUGGUACUUUCAGAAACGGUCGCUUAUUCAGCAGUUCUUCCUUAACUUAAAAGAGACAGUGAUGGGCGAGCUUGGGGAUGUGUUUUAUGAAGUUGUUAAUAUGGAAACCUCCGGCGAAUUAGAUAGAAAUCGAUUAAAUCUUACGUUAAAUUUAUCUAGUCUUAUCCAGUCACCUAGUAUUACUUCCGUUGAUAGUAUAACCCCUAAGGAAGAGUAUCAUUCAGAUGGAGAUGAGCCUCUAUUGAGUGGUACCGGCUUGGUGUCAAAGGAUUGCAGUAAGGAUGUAUUGGAAAAUUGGGCAGAUGUACUUUCUCGUUGGAAAUCGACACAGCAGAAACCAAAGCAACUAUUAGGUUUAGUCCGAUUAGGAAUUCCAGAGGCUCUCAGAGGAGAAGUUUGGCAACGGCUCGCCGGUACCGAAGAAAAUAUGCAAGUGAUGGACACUUACAGAAUUUUGAUAACAAAAGAUAGUGGUUGCGAAAAUGUUAUACAAAGAGAUAUUGCACGAACUUUUCCUGCACACGAUUUUUUUAAGGAAGCUGGAGGCUUAGGACAAGAUUCCUUAUACCGCGUCAGUAAAGCGUACGCAGUGUAUGAUACGGAAGUCGGUUAUUGCCAAGGAUUGAGUUUCUUAGCUGCCACCCUUUUGCUUCAUAUGCCCGAAGAACAAGCUUUUUGUGUACUUGUAAAAUUAAUGUAUGACUAUGGCUUGAGAGAUCUUUACAAAGAUGGCUUUGAUAAUUUAUACUUAAGACUGUAUCAAUUAAAUCGUUUAAUGGAGGAACAGCUCGGGCCAUUGUGGCAACAUUUGACUAACCAUCAUGUGGAGACGCAUAUGUUUGCAUCUCAAUGGUUUUUAACGUUAUUCACAGCUAGAUUUCCUCUUUUCUUCGUAUUCCAUGUUAUAGAUGUGUUCUUACUUCAAGGCAUCGAUACAUUAUUUCAAGUUUCUCUAGCCUUACUUAUGAUGUGCAAAAAGGACUUGUUACAAUUAGAUUUUGAAGGGAUUUUGAAGUACUUCCGAGUGUCUUUGCCCAAGAAAUGCCGAACGGAAGAAGCUGCAAGGCAGCUGAUGAAGACGGCUUGUAGUAUUAAAGUGAAAAAAUUAAAAAAAUAUGAGGAAGAUUUUUGCGCGUUAAAAGACAGCUGGGACAUUAUCAUGUUGGAUUCAGCGGAAGACGAUAGCGCAAAUGAAGCCACCGAAGUUGAGCAACUGCGAUUGACAAUCAUUCGACUUGAAGAAGAGAGAAGGUUAAUAUUUGAUGAAAAUAUGCAACUGAAGGAGAUGUUGAAAAGAGAAGUUUCGAAAGCCGAAAGUAGCGAUAAGAAAAACACCAACAUUAUUAACGAAUAUAAAUUAAUUAGGCAACGGUUGGAGGGACAACUUCUUGGUAGCAGAUCUGAAUUGGAAGCCUUAAAGGCACAAAUUUCAAGUUGCGAAAAAUGUUCUAAUAUACCAGCUGCAACCGACAGUACUCAACUCCAAGGGGACCAAUCACAAAAUCUUCCUACAAGCGAUGUUGCAGCACUUAUAGAACAAAUUCGUGUACUCGAAUUGGAAUUGGCGCAGACAAAAUUAGCUCAAGUUGAGGCUGAAUGUAGAAACCAGGAUCUAACCCAUCAAAUUAGAGCAACAGAGGUGGAAUUGAACGCGGCAAAAAAUAGUUGGUCGCCUUGGCUGACUAAGACGUUAAGCUCUAUCAAAGAGGCGGCGAACAAGAAGGACUUUACUCACUUUAGCUAUCCACAUUCCAAUAACACUAGCAGCUCAACCCCUUCGUUUAUUUCACACAUAAAUACCUUGAGGCGCGAAAGUGCGCCUGUAAAACAUGAUGUGUACGCAAAUUGUGAUAUUAGAAGAGACUCUGUACCAGUCACUAAAGAUUCUCAAAGUUGCAAUAAUCUUAAGUCGCAUAAUUAGUAUAUUAAAUUUUUAUCUGUUAAUUCUGCACAGUGUUAAUGGAAAGCGUGCUUUAAGCAUUUUCGUCUUAUGUACAAAUUUUUCUUGUAUGUUGCAGAUUUCAGCUUUUGAUAAUCUUUCCUUCUAUCUAGCGGAACUUUUGUAUGCUUGUGUAUGUUAAUCACUAGCAAUUGAAUUUGUUACAAUUAAUGUACAUUAUAUUCCUUAUUUAAUACUCACCAUGAUGUCAGUGGUGAGAUACACACGGUGAGCAUAUUGUUUUUGUAGUACUUUAAUCGCAGUAUUUUUUAUAACAUAUUACUGUGAUGACAUUAGGUGUUACACAGAUCUUAUUGCUCACUACGACUCUUCACAUAGAUCAUAGCAUCUUUCAACUUAUUUGAUGCUGAUCUCUAUUGUUUCAAUAUUCUUUACAUAUUUGAUGAAUUUAUGUUGCCAUAUUUUUAACAAUUUUGCUUUACAUAACGGCAAAUUAACAUUCUAGUUAUAUUGGUGAUAUUUUUACUUAAGUGAUUGAAAUGCGCGUACCUUUAAUAUCUAUUUAAAACAAGUUAACUAACGUAUUGGUGGAAGUAAUUUCCGUCCAAAAUACACUUUUUUUCAUAAUAUCACUAUUUGCAAUGUUUCAAAAUUAGAAAUAAAUUAUACCGUAAGUUCCACUAAUCGCCAUUUUGUACAUAUUUAUUAUGAAUACUUGUUGUGAAUGGCUUUUGUAAGACGAGUACAUUUGUAGUUGUUCGUAUAUAUGGUAUAAUUAGCACACUUAACCCAAAUGAUAUUAGAUUAGAAACUGUAAUGUGCACAUCUAAGAAAUUACAUACCUACUGUAGA